This is a messenger RNA of Aplosporella prunicola CBS 121167, 1814 nucleotides long. RefSeq lists its product as uncharacterized. Gene Ontology annotation, cellular component: cytoplasm. The record is from RefSeq and is a predicted model, not a curated record. The transcript is spliced from 3 exons. Gene Ontology annotation, biological process: GTP biosynthetic process. Bases 30 to 1658 code for a protein of 542 amino acids. Lineage: Eukaryota; Fungi; Ascomycota; Dothideomycetes; Botryosphaeriales; Aplosporellaceae. Gene Ontology annotation, molecular function: IMP dehydrogenase activity.
UUUUUUUUCGUCUACAAAAAAAAAAGAUCAUGUCCCCCGCCAUCAACGGUGUCGGCCCUGCCGAGGCCCUCGACUACAAGUCUGCCCUCGAAAUCCUCCAGAACGAGUACCCCGAGCGCGACGGUAUCGAUGUCCAGACUCUCGUUGACUCCAAGCUCAACGGCGGUCUUACCUACAAUGACUUCCUGAUCCUGCCUGGCUACAUCGGCUUCCCUGCCAAUGAAGUCAACCUCGAGACCCCGGUGACCAAGCGCAUCUCCCUGAAGACGCCCUUCCUCUCCUCGCCCAUGGACACGGUCACCGAGCACGAGAUGGCCAUCUACAUUGCUCUGCUGGGCGGUCUCGGUGUUAUCCACCACAACUGCUCUCCCGACGAGCAGGCUGAGAUGGUCCGCAAGGUCAAGCGCUUUGAGAACGGCUUCAUCCUCGACCCCGUCUGCAUUCCCCCCACCAUGACUGUUGGUGAGGUCAAGGCUCUGAGGCAGAAGUGCGGCUACGGCGGUUUCCCCGUCACUGAGUCUGGUUCUCUUAACUCUAAGCUCAUCGGUAUCAUCACCAACCGCGACAUCCAGUUCCACAACAAGCACGAUGACACUGUCACCACUGUCAUGUCCAAGGAUCUGGUCACCGCCCGCCGGGGUAUCUCCCUUGAGGACGCCAACGAUCUCGUCCGCAGCUCCAAGAAGGGCAAGCUGCCCAUCGUUGAUGAGAACGGCAACCUGACUGCUCUUGUCUCCCGCUCCGACUUGAUGAAGAACCUGAACUACCCUCUUGCCUCUAAGCUUCCCGAUUCCAAGCAGCUUAUCUCCGCUGCUGCUAUUGGUACCCGUCCUGAGGACAAGAUUCGUCUUCAGAAGCUUGUCGAUGCUGGUCUUGACAUUGUCAUUCUUGACAGCUCUCAGGGUAACUCCAUGUACCAGAUCGAGAUGAUCAAGUUCAUCAAGGAGACCUACCCUGGCCUGGACGUCAUCGGUGGCAACGUCGUCACUCGCGAGCAGGCUGCUGGUUUGAUUGCUGCUGGCGCCGACGGUCUCCGUAUCGGUAUGGGUAGCGGUUCUGCCUGCAUCACCCAGGAGGUCAUGGCUGUCGGUCGCCCCCAAGCUGCUGCCGUCUUCAACGUUACCUCGUUCGCUGCCCGCUUCGGCGUCCCCUGCAUUGCGGACGGUGGUAUCCAGAACGUCGGCCACAUUGUCAAGGGUCUUGCCCUUGGUGCCUCUACCGUCAUGAUGGGCGGUCUGCUCGCCGGUACCACCGAGUCUCCCGGUGAGUCCUUCGUUUCCCGCGAGGGUCAGCUCGUCAAAGCCUACCGUGGCAUGGGCUCCAUCGAUGCAAUGGAGGACAAGAAGGCCGCCGGUGGCGGCAAGGACUCCAAGGCCAGCAACGCUGGUACUGCUCGCUACUUUUCUGAGGGUGACCGUCUCCUUGUUGCCCAGGGUGUGUCCGGUUCCGUGCUUGAUCGCGGUUCCAUCACCAAGUUCGUUCCUUACCUCAUGGCUGGUGUCCAGCACUCUCUCCAGGACAUUGGCUGCACGAGCCUGACUGAGAUGCGUGGCAAUGUUCUGGAGGGCAAGGUCCGCUUCGAGCUCAGGACUGCCUCUGCCCAGCUUGAGGGCAACGUGCACGGCUUGCACAGCUACGACAAGAAGCUCUACUCUUAGAUGUGGUUAUGAUGACAAAACAAAAGUGGCUUUGUCUUCUUGGAGACGGGAGUUUGGGAAUUACCUGGUUGGGUUAUAUGAAACGCGGCGUUUUACGUUCAUAGCAGACAAUGCAAUAGCGCAUGACUGGAAUUGGAGACCUAUUCAUACUAGGCG